Cooperia oncophora is the source of this 405-nucleotide messenger RNA. The record is from the annotation of a GenBank genome assembly. NCBI's taxonomy places the organism in Eukaryota, Metazoa, Nematoda, Chromadorea, Rhabditida, Trichostrongylidae.
AUGAAUCAUCGUACGAGAAGUAAAGCUGGGAGAUUGAGUGGCAUCACGUUCGGCUCAUUGGAUUUCACAUUGGAUGGUAUGACCCGAAUGACGUUCACCGUACUUCGUGCUGUGCGACGGAUACAAUUGAAUGUGAAGCAUAUCAAUAUCACUUCAGUGAGAGUCUACCGGGACUCUGAAGAGAUCAACAUCGAUGAGAUUUCCGAAGAACAUCCACAGUUGCUGGAUAUUUUCACGUCUGUUGAUCUACAACCGGGAACUGACUACAGCUUAGCCCUCAAAUUCAGAACAUUUAUCACCAAUCCGAGGUUUGCUGGGAUAUUCGUAGCCCCCUACCGACAUGGAUCAGAGAGCAGGUAUCGAUUAUUCACCUCUCCCGUCUUGUUCUUGUUCCUAUUAUUAGUU